AUGCAUAUAGAAGGCGCACUUUCAUUUCCAUGGGGAGAAGGUGAUGAUCUUGAAGGAGUCGACAACAAACCUCUAGAUGCUAUGCUGGUUGGGAGCUGUCUAGUCGUGUACGACUCGAGGGGGGAUAUGGUAGAUAGCCUUGGACCAGCGACUUUGUUUGCCCAGAAGUUGGUAGACAACAGUCUUGUACCUGAGGUUGGAAGGAUAGCUGGGGGCAUUAAAGCAUUCCAGGAGCUCAAGACAUGUUUGGUAAUAGACGCGACCGGCUCCAAUUCGGAUCGACCGGACUCAAUGGAGUCGCUGGGCUCGAGACUCAGCGGGGCUAUGACACCCAAGGGUGCAUCGCUUCCACAAGCCUUUCCUGAAACCAAACGAAGAUCCACGCCAAGAUGGAAGGUUACCAUAGACACGCCACAAGAAGUCCCGCCAGCCAUGGUGAUUCAGGGAUUGUACAUAGGAAACAAAACGCAUGCUGCAAACUUAGAAACUUUACAGAGGACUGGCAUCACUCACAUACUAAACGUCUCAAGAGAUGACUCGCGUCUCUUUGAGAACCAGAUUGUAUAUUUCAACUGCUUCGUCGCAGACUCGGUGACCAGCGACGUAUCACAGUUCUUCGACAGUGCCUAUUCUUUCAUUUCAGAAGCUCUCGACAAGCCUGGAAACAACGUGCUCGUACAUUGUGCUGGCGGUGUCAGCCGAUCGACCGCAAUCGUUGCCUCGUACAUCAUGCGAGCAAACCAUUGGUCUCUAUCCGCUACCUUGCAAGCUAUUCGCGACAAGCAUCCCGCAGCUGCGCCCAACUGCGCUUUCAUUCAUCAAUUGAUGUUGCUGGAGAAAUCGUUGGGCGUCACAAACCCUCCAGCUCCUUCCAUGCCGGACACAGUCGCCCCGGCAUACAGCGAAGCGUCUCCCAACGUCUCCUUGAAGCUGCCAGGAGAUUCUCUGGAUCCUGGGAUGACAUGGCAAGACUAUGCAGCAGCAUCAGCCACGCCCACCCCGUUGUCGAGGAAGAUCUCCGGAGGAGCACGGGAAGAGACCUCCUGGAACGAUGCUUCUAGAAGGAGACACGACCAUGACAGCACGCGCAACAAGGCCAGGCGAUGUCAAUCCGGCUUUGGAGGGUGA
This is a messenger RNA of Guillardia theta CCMP2712, 1128 nucleotides long. RefSeq lists its product as hypothetical. Gene Ontology annotation, molecular function: protein tyrosine/threonine phosphatase activity; MAP kinase tyrosine/serine/threonine phosphatase activity. The transcript is spliced from 8 exons. Gene Ontology annotation, cellular component: cytoplasm. Lineage: Eukaryota; Cryptophyceae; Pyrenomonadales; Geminigeraceae. Gene Ontology annotation, biological process: negative regulation of MAPK cascade; protein dephosphorylation. The coding region runs from base 1 to 1128 and encodes 375 amino acids. The record is from RefSeq and is a predicted model, not a curated record.